CGAUAUCAUUUGAUCGAGAAUCUUCACUUUGGCUUCAUUAAAGGUAGCCUUAUUUCUAAAUAUCAAAUAGGAUAUAUCGAGUAUACGCAACACAACUUUCCACGGACCAAAACCAACCAUUCACUCAUUUCCCCCAAUCCCAAGAACCGCCAUGUUCUGCCGCACGCUCUCCAGACGUGCUUCAGCACAAGUCCCAGUCGAAUUGACAGGCGCAACCGGAGCCCACUACACCGCGCAAACCCUCCUCAAAUACGCCCCGAGACCGGCUGCGUAUGGGUAUCCACCCACGACCAAAAGCACUAAGUCCUCAAAGACGUGCAUCCCAAGCUCAUGUCGAACUGGAAUUCCAACAUAAAGCCACGACUUCAUGAUACCCCUCAAUUACGACUCCCCGUUGACCACAUCCCCGAGAAGAACGUCCUGGUGUUUAAGUACAUGACCAACGACCUUCUCUCACUUGUCCACAAAGCAAUCCCCGUAAAGGCUACCAAACAAAUCCUCAAAGCGACACUCAAAGGAAUCGUGCAACUACACGAAGCCGAUGUUUUACAUCUCGAUGUCAAACCAGGUAACGUCUUAAUCGACUACCAGGAAAGCGAAGACGGUAUCGUUGUCAGCGACGUCGCACUCACGGAUCUAGAGACUGCGGUUUAUAUCCCCCCCGGUAAAGCCCUCCGCGGCGCUGUGAGGGGGAACGAGAAUUGGAGGAGCCCGGAAAUGCAUUUUAGAGCUGAGGUGUACAAGCCCGCUGAUAUGUACGCUUUCGGCGCUGUUUGUGUUUAUGCCAUGCUCAACAAAGUCCUCUUCGGCCUGGACAACGACUUCCAGCACCACGUGCGGAAGGGCGCAGAACCUGACCCGAUUCGAUUGCAGCGGCAGGUGUCGUACUUCGGAACACAGGAGGAGCUCGAUGGGUUAAUGACGAUUCUUCGCGACGACGAUGAACGCAGCUGUACGGUGCUGUCGAUGCUUUGGGAGGACCGGUAUGCGGAGUACCACGCGUACAGGCCGUUCGAUGAGUGGCCGGAGGUUACGGAUGAGGUGUUUAAAGAUCUGAUGAGGGAGUUGAUGACGCUGAGUCCGCUCAAGCGUAUGAGUGCUCAUCAGGCGGUUAGGCAUCCUUGGUUUGCGGAUGUGUGA
Aaosphaeria arxii CBS 175.79 is the source of this 1140-nucleotide messenger RNA. Its product is annotated as kinase-like protein. The record is from RefSeq and is a predicted model, not a curated record. The transcript is spliced from 4 exons. Bases 331 to 1140 code for a protein of 269 amino acids. Gene Ontology annotation, biological process: protein phosphorylation. Lineage: Eukaryota; Fungi; Ascomycota; Dothideomycetes; Pleosporales. Gene Ontology annotation, molecular function: protein kinase activity; ATP binding.